Pyrus x bretschneideri (Chinese white pear) is the source of this 596-nucleotide messenger RNA. RefSeq names its product non-specific lipid-transfer protein 8-like. Bases 69 to 431 code for a protein of 120 amino acids. Gene Ontology annotation, biological process: lipid transport. Lineage: Eukaryota; Viridiplantae; Streptophyta; Magnoliopsida; Rosales; Rosaceae. The record is from RefSeq and is a predicted model, not a curated record. Gene Ontology annotation, molecular function: lipid binding. Gene Ontology annotation, cellular component: membrane. The transcript has 2 exons.
UUCUGCAUAUCCAAGCUAAAUAGUAUUUAUAAUCAAAUAUUUGCCUUGUUUUUGUGUCCCAAAAGAAAAUGGAGAUGAAAUUGGUGAUCCUUUUCGGGCCGAUGAUGGUUAUGGUUCUGAACUAUGCAAGUCCUGCCCAUGGCGACAUCACAUGCCAACAGGCCUUGAUGGAUUUGAUGCCAUGUAAGGAAACCUUGACCGGGUCUGGCCCUGGGACUCCUCCGAUUACAUGUUGCAGUGGUGUGCAAACCGUUUAUGCUGCGGCUACCACCAGAGAGUGUUGGAGGAACCUCUGUGAAUUCUUCAAGAAAGCAGCUGCUGGCAUGCUGAUCAACCCUGACAGACUCAAGCAGCUUCCUGAUUUCUGCCAUGUGUCCCUUCCCGUUCCUCUCGACCCCAAAAUUGAUUGCGAAUCAAUUCCUCGUGUCUAAAGGGUGUGCGUGCAUUGCAUGAUAUAAAUAAGACGGGGAAGGAUCAGCUAAAAACACAGAUGUUCUGUGAUGAUCAAAUAAUUAAACACUGUUUGAUUACCUUUAGUGCAUCCAAAAUAUGUAUUAAAAAGCAAUUAUGCAAAUAGAAUGCUUCCUUUCUCCGAA